AUGACCCGGCCACACAUCGUCAGAGCUGAUACUAUUGAUCUGCAAGACCACGAUGCGCCUUCAGCAAAAGACCACUCGCAUGCGCCCUCAAAACCCGACAUCAACGGACACCUCGCUGCCCACCAGGCCGAAACGCUGCGCGAGGUCGCAGAGGAGCGUGCCGGCGAGGAGAUGCGCAGCCCUCGGGGCUCUUAUGCACCUCACAACGACAUAGGCGACCUGUCCCAAUAUGCAGAAGAUCCCGAAAUGGAUGGCCCGACAGUCACCAAUGGCAAGGCGCAACGUGAGGAUGCACUAGCCGUUGCGCAGAACGGGGGAAUCGUGAUGGAUGCAGAUGAUGGUCACGGCGAUCAUGGCGACGACGAUGACGACGACGACAUGGACGAUGACAUGAUGGACAAGAUCUCGAGUUCUCCGUCCAUUGAAGAUGGUGGGUGCCCUCGGCAGCAGUAUCCUGGGACGAAACGCGACGGAAACGACGAGGUUCUGCGACAAGAGGCUUCGCUCGAGCCAUUGAGCUCCAUCGCAAAGCAUGGAAACAACCGCUUGGCCCCGCAGCCGGACAAUCUGCGUGGAUUACUGGAUGGGAGACCUGAGGCUCAUGAAUUCCGCAUCCUCUCGAAGAAAAUUGAGCCAGGCGACAUCUUGAGUCGCGGUACUACCGCGAGGCUUACUGAGCACGACAUCACUGCAUCACCGCAAUCUACAGAUGGGACUGACGACGAGUGUCUUACCACCUGCCUGGAUACGGUGCCUUCGAAAGACGAUGAUGAUGAUACGGUUGACGAUGGCAGCGAUGAUCCCUUCUAUGAUGAUUUACAGUUCAUUGAUUCAGGCUGGGGUGACAAAUGCUUACAAUUACCAGAGGAUAUCGAUUUCGAGUUUGUCUACGCUCUGCACACGUUUGUUGCGACAGUUGAGGGCCAAGCCAACGCUACUAAGGGAGACACAAUGGUUCUUCUUGACGACAGCAACAGCUACUGGUGGCUAGUACGCGUGGUGAAAGAUAGCAGCAUCGGCUAUCUUCCAGCCGAACAUAUCGAGACCCCCACAGAAAGACUUGCACGUUUGAACAAGCACAGGAACAUUGACUUGUCGGCCUCGAUGCUGGGCGAUACCGCAGAGAAGACCAAGAAUCCUCUCAAGACCGCGAUGCGCCGUCGGAAGGCCAAGACUGUUGCGUUCGCUGCACCCACAUAUGUCGACUACUCGGAUCACGAUGUCUCGUCUGAUGAGGGCGAGGAAGGAGAAGACGGACAGCAGCAAGGCGCACGACAGCAAGCUCAGGCUAAGCAGGCACAGGCGUCGUCGCAGCAAAUGGCGGAGGACGAUAUGGAAGAGGACGAAUCCGCUAAGGUCGAGCCUCUUAAGCCUAAGGCGCAGCAAAAACAAGCAAAGGUCGAUUCGGCAACCUCUGAUGCUGGCGCGGCCUCCGUAACGGCAGCUACCCCUGACGAGCCUCGCGGAAGCGAGGAUAUUUUCGAGGGCAGGACAGAAAGGGUCACCAAAAACGGAACCGUCCGGAACACAGAUUCGUUCUUCCGUGAUGAGACAAUCGAGACCAAGAAGAUCACACUUACUCCAGGCCUUCUCCGAGAUGACACGGAACCUCGUGGAUCAAGCUCCAGCGACUCUAAAGAAAUCCGGCAAAGACCAAGCCUGGAUAGGUUCGAGAAGGAGCUCGUAUCCGACAAGGACAAGAGCAAGGACGACAAGAAGAGGAAAGACAAGAAGCCGAGUGCGAUACGCAGUUUCUUCUCCAGGAAGGAUAAGAAGAAGACGGCGACGGACGACGACGACGAGUCCUUUGGAAAACGCUCCAUGGAUGUGGGUGGUGCUGAAUAUGCCGAAGAGGAACCCCAGGAUAUCGAGUCUCCCGAGAAGGGCGGGCCUCAGCGGAACCCCAGCAAGCUUCAGAAGCAGCAGCCGAGGACAGAGGUCUCGCCGACGCGUAAGCAGCCCAACAAUGUUGCAAAUGCGCCUCCAACUUCUUUACGGAUGGUCGAGCCGGAGCCCGUGGAACCUGCCGAGAUCAACGAUACCAAGGACGACAAGUCGAAGUCUGCCAUUUCCAAGAUGCUGCAUACAAAUAACGAGCCCAAGCCGCCGAAGGUUACCAAGGCCAAAGCGCGGGUCGAGCUCGACGAUUUUGAUUCCUCACCGGAGGAAGACGAUGUCGCCGAACCCUCGACCGCGCCGCCUGCUCCGGCACGGCAAGCACCAACACCGGAUGAGGCAAAGAUCCGUCCUACGCUGCCAGGUUCCUUCCCGGACAGCUACAUUGAGACACCCCAAGCUCAGCGCUCCGACCCGCUGGACACGCAGCAACGCAGCGCUGCUAACCAAUAUCACGCGGACUCCGCUGGGGUAUCGCCAGUCAACAAUCCACCUGCGCUGCUUGGGGAUACAUCGAGCCAAGAAGACCGCUCUUCCCCCAUCUCGUCGCCAUCGCCAGAACUGGAUGACAUUGAUGCCCUCACGCACCGAAACCAGGACUCCACGGCCACGACGGCGUCUACUGCGACGAACUCGACGUGGAACGAUGCAAAUCUCCGUGCCUUCUUUGAUUCAGGGUCAGACAUUAGGGACAUGCUCGUUGUUGUCAACGACACAACCGAUGUGCCUCCCGCCGGGCCAGACCAUCCUAUGGUCUCUGGAUUGUUCAGAGAACAAAACGCCAAACUGGCAGAAAUCACAACACAACUCGACAACAUGCUCGGUGAUUGGCUCGCCAGAAAACAACGCAUUCGCGGGACUGUUUAA
Microdochium trichocladiopsis is the source of this 2763-nucleotide messenger RNA. RefSeq lists its product as uncharacterized. NCBI's taxonomy places the organism in Eukaryota, Fungi, Ascomycota, Sordariomycetes, Xylariales, Microdochiaceae. The transcript is spliced from 7 exons. Gene Ontology annotation, cellular component: microtubule cytoskeleton; cell tip. Gene Ontology annotation, biological process: establishment or maintenance of actin cytoskeleton polarity. The record is from RefSeq and is a predicted model, not a curated record. Gene Ontology annotation, molecular function: protein binding. Bases 1 to 2763 code for a protein of 920 amino acids.